AGCUAAUCUAGCUAGUUUCUUUCUCCAUUGACUUGUCAAUAACCAAGCCCCUCUCUCUCUCUCUCUCUCUCUCUCUCUCUCUCUCUCUCUCUCGCAUAUAGCAGAAGAACAAACACUGCAAUACACAGUAAACCAGCUGCAUGGAGGGAGAAGCUGACAGCAAGCUAGCUAGGGUUACAUAGAAUUGAAAAGAGAAACCGGGUUGUUUUAGGUGAGGAUAGAAAUGGUUACGGGGUGUUGGGUUUUGGUGGGAAUUGUUGUGGGAUCAAUAUGUUAUUACUGGUUUGUUAGUAGUUCUAAUAAGAGUAAGGAGAAGGAGGAGGAGGAGGAGGAGAAGGAGAACCAAGAUCAAUAUGUUAAAGGUCGUCCUCAAGUUCCGAAAGGGAGGUUAGGUUGGCCUUUGAUAGGAGAAACCCUCGACUUCAUUGCUUGUGGCUACACCUCUCGACCUGUCAGCUUCAUGGAAAAUCGCACAUCUCAGUAUGGGAAGGUUUUCAAGACACACAUUCUGGGAACCCCUAUCAUAGUGUCCACAGAUGCUGAAGUGAACAAGGUGGUAUUGCAAAACCAUGGCAACACCUUCGUUCCUGCUUAUCCAAAAUCAAUCAAAGAACUUCUGGGAAAAAACUCUAUUCUCCAAAUCAACGGAAGCCUCCACAAACGAGUUCAUGGACUCAUUGGCGGCUUCCUUAAGUCCCCACAAUUCAAAGCAAGAAUCACCAGAGACAUUGAAAACUCUGUCAAGCUCAACUUGGCUGGCUGGACAGAUCACAUGCAUCACCCCAUUUACAUCCAAGACGAAACCCAAAAGAUCACCUUUGAAGUUCUGGUUAGAGUAUUAAUGAGCAUUGGUCCUGGUGAAGAUUUGAACUUUCUCAAGAGAGAAUUUGAAGAGUUCAUCAAAGGCUUGAUCUGCUUACCUAUCAAGCUCCCUGGAACCAGGCUCUACAAAUCUCUCAAGGCUAGGGAGCGACUGUUGAAGAUGGUAGGGAAAAUAGUAGAGGAGAAGAGAAAGGCCAAAACCCAAGAGAGAGGAGGACCAGUCUGUGACGCAAUGGACGCGCUGUUAAGGGACAGCUGCGACUCGAACGACGCGCAACGCCUGCCGUUGGAUUACGUCGCCGGGAACAUCAUAGAGAUGAUGAUUCCGGGAGAGGAGACGGUGCCGAUGGCCAUGACCCUCGCCGUCAAGUACCUCAGUGACAGCCCCGUCGCUCUAGACAAGUUAAGGGAGGAGAACAUGGAAUUGAAGAAGCAGAAGGUUGAUUCCUCGGAAAAUUAUUUGUGGACCGAUUACAUGUCCUUGCCAUUUACUCAAAAUGUGAUAAGUGAGACUCUUAGAAUGGCAAAUAUUAUCAAUGCUAUUUGGAGAAAAGCUCCCGGAGAUGUUGAAAUUAAAGGGUAUUUGAUUCCAAAAGGAUGGUGUGUUUUGGCGUCUUUUAGUUCUGUCCACAUGGAUGAAGAGAACUACGAACACCCAUAUCAGUUUAAUCCAUGGAGAUGGGAGAAGGGAGAAGCUGCCUUAAACUAUAGUACUAGUUUUACACCAUUUGGUGGAGGACAGAGACUGUGCCCUGGUUUGGAACUAUCUCGUCUCGAAUUAUCAAUCUUCCUUCAUCAUCUUGUCACCAGUUAUAAAUGGGUAGCUGAGAAAGAUGAGAUUAUCCACUUUCCGACUGUCAAGAUGAAGAGGAAGCUCCCUAUUUCAAUCACAUCCACGAUCUCAUUAUCUGCUCUAGCUCAUCAAGGAAAUUCAGUACAGUAUAUCUCAAGCUAAGACCAAUCAUGGGGAUAUCAUUGAAGCCAACUAGCCCUGGACAGCCUAAUAGUAAUAGAGGUGGAUCAGGGAUGGGCUCUAUUCUAUUAUUAGUGUUAGCUCUGGUGUCACCAUCUUUGUCAAUUGCAGGUGCUUUUGGGCCCUUGGUUCUCAAAAAAUUGGAUGCAAGUGGGUGAUGAAUGAAUCCAACUCUAAGUCCCCAAUCCAUUAAUUUUGGUGUUUGAUCUGAUAACUACUGUACUCCGAAAUUUGGCCCUAUUCUGCAUAGGGGCUCCAGUGCCACCCCUCAAUAAUAUUGAGCUGGUGGAGCCAAACUAUGGUACCAUAAUUUCAUAACGAAAGGAAAUUUCUCUUGCCGGAAAUCUGCCAUGUUAUCUUGAAAAUGCUUUUAAUGUGGACUUUUUGUUACGGGAAUUAUGUUUAAAAUAGCAUGCUAACUACUUUAUACCCCCAACUCCAAAUAUUAUAUGUAAGAUUGUAAU
This is a messenger RNA of Rosa rugosa (rugosa rose), 2259 nucleotides long. Its product is annotated as 3-epi-6-deoxocathasterone 23-monooxygenase CYP90C1. Lineage: Eukaryota; Viridiplantae; Streptophyta; Magnoliopsida; Rosales; Rosaceae. The record is from RefSeq and is a predicted model, not a curated record. Gene Ontology annotation, biological process: sterol metabolic process; multicellular organism development; brassinosteroid biosynthetic process. Bases 224 to 1777 code for a protein of 517 amino acids. Gene Ontology annotation, molecular function: oxidoreductase activity, acting on paired donors, with incorporation or reduction of molecular oxygen, NAD(P)H as one donor, and incorporation of one atom of oxygen; iron ion binding; heme binding. The transcript has 9 exons.